Molecule: messenger RNA, 447 nt
Organism: Talaromyces atroroseus
Lineage: Eukaryota; Fungi; Ascomycota; Eurotiomycetes; Eurotiales; Trichocomaceae
Product: Protein PBDC1-like protein
Exons: 5
Coding region: 1-447 (148 amino acids)
Cellular component (GO): cytoplasm
Source: RefSeq, a predicted model, not a curated record
AUGUCGAAGCCAUUUGACCCAGAGCAGGCGGAGAACCUGGAGGAUAUGGAGAAACAGUUUGCCGUCAAAGCCGUCGAGCAUCUCAUGACAUACUGGUCCAUCCUCGAAAAAGUGCCCGGCUCCAAACUACGGUUAACAAAGAUGGAUGACGAAAUUUACGAGCAUUUCAAGCGAGAAUUUCCAGACUUCGACCCCAGCGCGACCAUCAACGAGGACGAAAUGAAGAGCAAGGCCGGCAAAGAGAAGUGGCGCAAGUUUAUGAAUGAAUACGAGAAGACAAUCAACGAUUUCAAUUUCGGCACCAUGUUGCGAUCCAAUGCCAAGUUUGAGUAUGAUCAAGAAACCACAAUAUUUGCCAUGCGAAUGCAGUUUUAUGCCGUUGAGAUUGCUAGGAACCGCGCUGGACUGAACGACUGGAUAUAUGAAAAGGCACAAGGCAAACAAUGA